Messenger RNA from Morus notabilis, 1752 nucleotides. RefSeq names its product pentatricopeptide repeat-containing protein At5g15300. Gene Ontology annotation, molecular function: RNA binding; protein binding. The transcript has a single exon. Gene Ontology annotation, biological process: RNA modification. Lineage: Eukaryota; Viridiplantae; Streptophyta; Magnoliopsida; Rosales; Moraceae. The record is from RefSeq and is a predicted model, not a curated record. Bases 31 to 1644 code for a protein of 537 amino acids.
ACGAAGCUCUGAAAAUGGAAGAAGAAGAAGAUGAGGAGAGGCACAAACUCAUCCUCCUCCUGCGUAUUCUCCAUUUCCAAGUUUCUCCAUCGCCUAUCUUCCUUGAAAGACGUGGUACAAAUCCAAGCCUUCAUCACCAAGGUAGGUUUACUGGGCCACACUCCUCUGAUCGCGAAGCUCAUCACGUCGACAUCUUUGUCUCCGUGCGGUUGUCUCGCUCACGCUCAGUCACUUUUGGAAGAAACCGCCAUGGACGACCCUUUCGUCUGCAACACCAUGAUCAGGGCUUACGCCAGAAGUGUCUUCCCCGUAAAGGGUGUUUGUAUUUACAAUCAUAUGCAGAGAUUGGAUUUUGGGUUGUCGGAUAAUUUCACAUUUAAUUUCGGACUCAGGGCCUGCGCCAGAGCUCUCAAAUGGCUGGAAGAAGAUCGGGCGGGUUCUUGUCGUUUGGAGAUCGCUCGUAAGGGGGAAGAAAUUCAUUGUCGGGCUUUGAAGUUGGGGUUUGAUGGUGAUAGAUAUGUUCGGGAUUCGUUGGUUUUUUUGUAUUCUCAAUGUGGGCGUGUGGAGCUUGCGCGCCAUGUGUUUGAUGAAAUGCCUGAGAGAAGUCUUGCUUCUUGGAACAUGAUGAUUUCGGCCUAUGAUCAGAUCGAUGAUUUCGAGUCAGCGGAUUGCCUAUUCGGUUUAAUGCCUCAGAAGAAUGUGGUUUCUUGGAACACCUUGUUGUCGCGGUAUGUUAGGUUGCGGAAGAUUGAGGCUGCGAAGAAGCUGUUCGAAGAAAUGCCGGAGAGAGAUUCGGUUUCUUGGAACUCUAUGAUUGCUGGUUAUGUACUGGUCAAAUAUUAUGUUGCGGCAUUGAAUAUCUUCCGCGAAAUGCAAAUUGCAAAGGUGGAGGCUACAGAGGUGACGCUUGUAUCCGUUCUUGGCGCUUGUGCCGAAAAGGGUGCGCUGGAUAUUGGGAGGAAGAUCCAUGAAUCUUUGAAAGAAAAACAUUGCAAGAUUGAAGGGUAUCUGGGAAAUGCUCUGGUGGAUAUGUACGCAAAAUGUGGGAAGUUGAGUUCAGCUCGGGAGCUAUUCAAUGAGCUGAAAGUGAGACCUGUGAGUUGUUGGAACGCGAUGAUCGUCGGGUUGGCUGUGCAUGGCCACUCUGAGGAAGCUUUGGAAUUGUUUUCUGCCAUGGAAAAGAGAAUUGACGAGGUUAGGCCCAAUCGGGUCACUUUCAUUGGUGUUUUGAUUGCUUGCAGCCACAAGGGUCUAGUGGAAGAAGGACGCCGGUAUUUUGACCGCAUGAUCGAGCAGUAUGGUAUUGUGCCGGAUGAAAAGCAUUACGGGUGCAUAGUUGAUCUUCUGAGCAGAGGGGGAUUGCUAUAUGAAGCUUAUCAAAUAAUCGAAAAUGUACCUCCCCAAAUAAGCUCUGUACUGUGGAGAACUUUAUUGGGUGCUUGUAGGGUACACGGAAAUGUUGACUUGGCCGAGAAAUGCUUUCAGCAGCUCGCCGAGUUGGAGCCUCUUAAGGAUGCAGAUUAUGUUUUGUUGUCGAACAUCUACGCUGAAGCCGAGAGAUGGGACGAUGUUGAGCGACUGAGGGAUGACAUGGUUAGCAGGGGAGUUGUAAAGAUACUUGGCUACAGCCAUUUAAAGAAUUAGAGAUGAAAUAAACAAGAAAAAUGGAGAAAAACUUUCAAGACAGCUCAUUUAUAAUGUUGUUUUGCUUGAAUUGAAUUCAGCGGGUCCACAAUUGUUCAACAUCAUGAA